UGACGGGAACUGAAACCUUCGGGUUUGUUGCUUUCCGUGGGUGAUUUUUUCUUUCUCUAUUUUCUCGUGAAUUUCGCGAGAUAUUCUGGUAAAUUUAUCAUAAAAAUGUAGUUAAAGUAGUGAAUUAAGUGGAUUAGUUGAAAUUUCGCGGGUGCGACAAGUUUUUCAUGGUGAAAAUUGUUGUGAAAAAAUUGGGUUCAAUUUGACAGACAAAAUUCACAACAAUGGCCGCGACCUACAUCUAUUUUGAUAAUUUGUGUUCAUUUUUCUGAUUUUUCAACGUGAAAAACACCAAUUUUUCGAGCAUUUCUAUGCUCUGGGGUGUGCAUGGAGUUCUAGGGAUAUAUUGCAAUAGUGUAAUAUAAAGUUUUUGCAUGAAAUUGUGAGAUAAAUUCAAGACAAUGUCUGUGUACAAUCACUUGAUUUACGACAUGAAGAAGAAGAGGCCCCUCAAGAGACCUCGAUUGGGGCCUCCGGAUAUCUAUCCGCAAGAGGCGAAGCAGAAGGAGGAUGAGUUGACCUCCUCAAAUGUCAAACAGGGUUUUACACUGCUGCCGCAUAUGGAGGAAUUCGGAACAGCGAGAAAUUACAAUGUCACGGCCAGUAAGGUCGGUUCCUAUUUCAAUGCCAUCUUGGCCAGGAAGGAGGAGCUAAUGACACUUCCUGAUUCUGGCAGAAAGAAACAGCAGAUAAAUCCGAAAGAUAAUUUCUGGCCAGUAACGGCUAGAACAAAGGCCACUUUGGAUACGUGGUUUAAGGAUUUGGCUGGGACAAAGCCUCUGCUGAGUUUGGCCAAGAAAGCCCCAUCGUUCAACAAGAAGGAGGAGAUUUUUGCGAUGCUGUGUGAGAAUCAGGUGAGCAUGCAGAGGGCAGCGUGGUUCAUCAAGCUCAGUUCUGCCUACACAGUGGCAGUUUCAGAGGCGAAGAUCAAGAAGCGUCAAAUGCCAGAUCCAGCCACUGAAUGGACUGGGACCAUGAUUAAGUUCAUGAGGGAAUUGAUUCCGAAGCUCCAUGAACAUUAUUAUCAGGGGAUACUGCCGGAGAAGGUCCAGAGCAGCUCCAAUAGUUCCUCUACACCAACUUCCUCAGCCUCUUCCACGGCCAUUACGACUGUACCCACGCCCCUUGCCAGUCCAGCUUCAAGUAUGCAUAGUCCGGGGAAUUUGGGGAGUACACCAACUUCCAGUCUCCUGGCGCCCCCUUCGCCUCAGGAUGAACACAAACUUGCCCUCAAGCAAUGGAAUUAUUGCAUUCAACUGAGCAAGUACAUGUACGAAGAGGGCUUACUGGAUAAGCAUGAAUUUCUAAAUUGGAUCCUCGAUCUUCUGGACAAGGUGCGUUCGCAGCCGACAGAUGAUGGUCUUCUCAAGCUCUUUUUGCCCCUCACACUCCAGUAUAUGUCAGAUUUUGUGCAAUCUGAGCGAUUGUCCAGGAGAUUGGCAUACCUAGUGUGCAAGAAAAUGGGUCAUAUGAUUAAUAGUGCUGUGGAGAAUGGGCAUGUUUUUGCCCAGGAUGCCAGUAUGACUCCAGCAAAUGGCACAGCCAUAAAGCAGGAGAAUCCAGAGCCUCAGAAUGCAGAUGCUUCCAAGACCCAAGAUACUCAAGAUUCUAAGGAAAAUGUCAAAUCCGGAAGCAAUAAAGUUGUGGCAAAUGGUGUCCAUGCAACCAAUCCCUAUACCUUCUUCAGUGACUAUAUGUCGUGUCCGCAUCACAGAGAUCUCAUUCUGCAGUGGAGCUCCAUCAUCCAGGUGAUCACCAUUGAGUGCUCAACAUCUCUGGUUUGGUGUGGUAUCGGAGAAAAUCGAGCUUCGUCAAUUUUUAUUGGAAGUCCUCUAGAUCAUUUGCCCAUCUCUCCAUCCUCCCUUCCAAUGCCACCGCGUUUCACGGAAGCCAAUGAAGAGAUCCGGAAACAACUGAGAAUUGUAGAAGAGAGUAUAAAGACACGAUCAAAGCAUGCUGAAGCUAGAUGGUGCACAGAUAAGUGGCAAUCGGUCACAGGAAAUACUGGAAAUCGCAUUCUAUCAACUUUGGAUGCCCUGGAUUCACAUUGUUUCGAUCGCAUGGACACCAGUAACUCCCUGGAGACACUCUAUGCUAAGAUUUUCCCACCAAAUUCCACUCCCGGAACUACCUCAGGAGGCAAUAAUGGCAAUUCAACUGGAAAGGAGCAUUCGUCCGGGAGUGAGGGCAAAGAAGCCAAAUUGGAGUAUGAUCCCAAUCAAGAUGCACCUAUUAUCAAGAUCCUGUGCGAGUGGGCAGUAUCAUGGCAGAGAUGGGGAGAACAUAGGGCUAUGGCAGUGGCAUGGUUGCUGGACAAGAGACAGACUGAAGUGACGGCAUCAAAUGAGAAUGAAGCCACAAAUGGCAACUCUGACGAUAAAGAUUCCAUAAGUUCAGGUGCUGGGGUUAGUGGAUCUCCUGUUUUUCAGAAAAUUCUCAUGAAUUUCCUUGACAAUGAUGCACCGGUCCUAGAAGAGAAUGGAAGUCCACAAAAUCGUUCUCAGUUCACGAAUCUCGUGCACUUAUUCAGUGAAUUGAUUAGGCAUGAUGUCUUCUCACACGAUGGAUACAUGUGCACUUUAAUUGCCCGGGGAGAUCUUACGACCAAAGGGAUCUCUGCCACGCAGCCUCAUACCAAUGUCAUCCCACCGGGACCAAUAUCUAAUCCGACGAAAACAUCCCCAGGAAUGCAUACGGGGCUGGAUGAGGAUGUUUUUGCGGGAAUUGAAUUCAAGUCGAAGAUUGAGGAAUUUGAUGAUUCCAAUGUGGAUGAUGAUCUCGACAAGUUGCUGCAACAUAUUAAGUCUGAUCAACAGAAUUCACUGGAUGCUCCAGAUAGUCCCAAAGAUCCGGAUAAUUCUACCCAGGGAGCUUCUCACAUAGGCAUUGGAACGGAUUCCACAGUUUCCCGGCAUUUUCUCUACACUAAACAUUUCCCCCUGAGUCAGGAUGGGGAUGUUGCUUCUCAACAUGAUUGCAACCAGAGGUAUAUCCUUUUGUUUGGUGUUGGAAAGGAGAGAGAUGAGAAGAAGCAUGCUGUGAAGAAGAUGUCCAAAGAAAUCUGUAAGCUCUUCUCCAAGAAAUUCAGUAUCGAUGUGGCUGAAGGGGGAAAGGUUAAGAAGCAUUCCAGGAGUGAGUUCAAUUUUGAAUCCACAACCAAUAAAUGCCAAUCUAUGUCAUACUUUGAUCAACACUUUGUCACAUGGCAAUGUGCAGUUACUGUCCAGGAAAUGCUCAAUAGUUUUGCACUGGGUAAUAGUAAUUAUCUACCUGUUCAGGAGCAUGUAGCCUUCCUGUUUGAUCUGAUGGAGAUGGCUUUCAAUAUUUACGGUCUUAUUGAUAUGUGCAUUCAAAUUCUUAAAGAACUGCCAGAAGUUGAGAGUCAGUUGAUUGCUAAGAAUUCGAUUCUGGUGAGAAAUUACACCACAUCCCUGAGUUUGUAUGUUGUGGGUGUUCUGCGGAGGUAUCACUGUUGCCUCUUGCUAUCACCUGAACAAACUUCAGCGGUAUUUGAGGGAUUGUGCAAAGUGGUGAAACAUGUGACAAAUCCGGGAGAUUGCAGUUCAGCUGAAAGAUGCAUCUUGGCCUAUUUAUUUGAUCUAUACAGCUCGUGUUCGUUGUUGAAGACAAAACCACAGCCCACUGAACCUUUCCACAAUGCCUAUCCCAAAAUCAAACAAGCUCUCUACUCAACUGUUCAGAUUCAAGCUUCAACGCAUCCCUACAAUCCGCAAUUUAUGGUGGAGAUUCUGACGCAACCGAAGCGCGGAGGGAAGAUUGAAGCAGGCUGGGGAAGGCCACUCAAUGAAUCCGGAGCCAAUCGUUACAGCUUUGUCUGCAAUGCCAUCUUGGCAGUUGUUCGGGAGAAUGACAAUGAUCGGCUUAAUGAUAUCGCUGCCACUUGUGCAGAACUCACAGCCUGCUGCAAUACUCUAAGUGCUGAAUGGCUAGGAGCCCUUGUAGCUCUCUGUGGCUCCAGCAAUGAAACCUUCUACCCGGACAUAGUGUGCCACGUGGAUGUCCAAAAUCUCAGCAUUCACAAUGCUCUGGCUGUUUUUACGUGCAUCCUCGUGGCGAGGCAUUGUUUCUCCCUGGAGAACUUUGUAGCCAGUGUAGCUCUUCCAGCCUUAGUGGCUGUUUGCAAUGGAGCUGGACGCGAUAUGACUCCAGAAGCUGAAGCUGGAGCUCGGUUAACUUGCCAUCUUCUCCUGCGUCUCUUUAAGACUAUUGAGAUUCCACAGCCUGGCCUGUAUUCAGUCAGCACUUCGCCCAAUCCAAUUAUCUCUGGGCCAGCAUGCAAUAUCAAAUUGAGCUGCGAUCGACACUUACUGGCUGCAGCUCAUAAGAAUAUUGCUGUUGCUCCAGUUCUGGCUGUUCUCAAGGGGAUCCUGGUUGUGGGCGAUGCGAUGGCUCACAAAGCGUCUUCCUCGGUGCACAGCGGAGGGAAACGCAGUGGACUCAACACACCCGUUCAUCCUGGGAGCACACCUAAGAGCAUGGGAAGUGCUGGAGAUCUCAGUCAUAUUCUUGGAACGAGUGAAUUUGGGCUCCUGGGCAACUGUGACGAACCAAUGUUGGAUUCAUCCCAACAAAAUCACAGUGUUCACAGUGAAAAUGCUUCAAGUUUGUAUGAUUUUGCUCAGCAUGUUUUGCGUCAAAUAUGCUCACAGGAAUGGGUUCUGGAACGAUGUCUCCAGAAUGCUGAGGAGUUGUGUCAACCAGGAAUGCUCAUUGAUACGAUGCUUACCCCAAAACAGGCACAGCGUCUGUUGCAUAUGAUUUGUUAUGCUGAAAAUGAGUCCAACAUGAAGGCUGAGAUGGAUCAGAAAUCCAUAAUUGUGAGAAUUCUGGAAAAUUUGGAACAGUGGUCUUUGCGAAUUUCCUGGCUUGAUCUUCAAUUGAUGUUCAAACAGACCAAUUCCAAUUCUGCAGAGUUGACAAAUUGGUUGGAUACUGUAGCCAGAGCGGCAAUUGAUGUAUUUCAAGUGAGUACAGUUGGGACGAAGCAGGAGAAACCGUCAAUUUGGUUGGUGGCUCCACUUGUGUCCAAAUUGCCCAGUCAAGUUCAGGGGAGGAUUCUGAGAGUGGCUGGGCAGGUGCUGGAGAGUACGAAUUUCUUCGGGGCAAAGAGUAGGGAUGGAAAUGGUGGAGGAAAUGGAGGGGGUAGUAGUUGUAGUAAGAGGAAGGCAACGACUCAAUUGAGUCAUCAGCCAUUUCUUGGGUUGGUGUUGACGUGUCUCAAGGGUCAGGAUGAGCAGAAAGAGGGUUUGCUGACAUCACUGCAUUCUCAGCUGUCGCAGUUCCUGCAGUCCAACAAGGAGAUGGAGAGAAUUGGUGGGAUUGAGGAUCCACAGGGGAGAGAAUCAAUGCUGGAUGCUCUUCAAUUGAGAUUUUCUCUUGUUGGUGGGAUGUUUGAUUCUAUUCAGAAAAAUGCUGCUUCCACCACGGAUUGGGCUAUUCUUCUGGCACAGUUGAUAUCUCAGGGAGUUAUAGAUCUGACAAAUAAUUCUGAAUUGUUCACGACUGUCCUGGACAUGUUGGCCACGUUGAUUCACUCAACACUCGUGUCAGAUAGCCAGUCUGAGCGCGAUGACACAAAGAAGUCCUACACGAAUCUCAUGAAAAAGCUACGAAAGGAACUGGGUGAUAAGAAUAAUGCGUCAGUGAAGUUUGUCCGGCAACUUUUGCCACUGUCGAAGCAAACUUGCGAAGUGAUUGCAUGUGACUCCGCAAGUUCCCUUACGGAUACCAAAGGCAACAAAAUCAGUGGCUUUGACAGUAUUGACAAGAAGCAUGGCUUGAGGAUUGCCGAUAAGCAGAGAGUUAGUGUGUGGGAUUUGCUGGAGGGUCACAAAAAUCCAGCACCACUAUCUUGGGCAUGGUUUGGUGCUGUGAAGAUGGAACGAAAGCCACUGGCAUAUGAAGAUACUCAUCGUUUGCUCAAAUACCAUACUCAUAGUCUGGUGAAACCAAGUAGUUACUUCCAUGAGCCGCUGCCACUGCCACCAGAAGAUCUGGAACCGUUACCAGAGAAACCGGUGAGUUUCGCCGAAGUCACAAAGCAGGACACAUUGAUGAAGAUGUUGUCUUUGCAGAAGGAGGACAUGAAGGCGGACACACCGUCGUCUGUUGAUCAGUCCCCGAGUGCUCUAAUGGGCACAAAUGGCCGUGUUAGGGCAAAGGGACGUCGACCACGAAAGCCCAAACCCGGACCCGCAAACAUUCCCAUGAAUCAGCCACAGCAGCAGCCACAGCCACCGCAGCAGCAACAGAUGGCACAGCAGAUGCCCAAUAAUCCCAUGAAUCCCAUGCAGAUGAACUUGGGGCAACAGAUGAAUCCGGGAAUGCAGCAGUACCAGCAGGGUCCGGGUGGGAUGGGACAGAAUCCGGGACAGAUGAUGCCGGGACCACAAAUGCAGCAGGGCAAUCCGAUGCAGGGUGGUCCUGUGUCUCAGGCACAGCAGCAACAGAAUCCAGGAGGCAUGGGAUUUGGCGUAGGUGGACCACAGAUGGGACAAGGUGGACCCCAACAACAAGCCCAAGCACAGCAACCGGGUCCACAGCAAUGGGGUGGAUUCAAUCCCAUGCAGCAGCAGCAACAGCAAAUGAUGUACAAUCAGCAAGCGAUGGGGCAACAAAUAAAUCGCUUCGAACGACCAAGUAUGGUGAAUCAGUCGAAGCAGGCUCUGUCAAAUAUGCUGCGUCAGCGUCAUCCUUUCAUUGGGGGCAAUCAGGCCGGAAAUGCGGCUAAUUUCAACAUGCAACAGCAGCAGAGGCAGCAACAACAGCAACAGCAGCAGCAACAUCAGUUUAUGCGGAAUACAUUGAGAGCCAAUUUGGGUGGACAAAUGGGUCCGGGACAAACGAUGAAUCCGGCCGUGAUGGGGCAGAAUAUGAAUCAACCAAUGGGUCAGAUGAAUCAGGGAAUGGGUGGUCAGGGAAUGGGUCCGGGUGGGAUGAUGAAUCAACAGUCGCAAAUGGGGCAGAAUCCCAUGAGCCAGGCCCAGGCUACGCCUCAGACCAUGAUGCCCCAGGGUGGUGGCAUGAUGGCGACUGCUGGAGGCGGAAUGAUGAGCCAGGCUGGUAGUGGAAUGGCUCAGGCUGGUGGGAUGGGUCAGGCGCCGACGGGAAUGAUGCAGCAGCAGCAGCAGGCACCGGGAGGUGGAGCUGGAGCUGGAGCUGGGGGCAUGGUGAAUCAAGCGAUGGGGGGUGCUGGAGGGAUGCAACCGAUGCAACAGGGAGGUAAUCAGCAGGCAAUGUUCCAGAAUCAGCAGUAUCAGGGAAUGCCACAGAACUUUGGGGGAUACGGUGGGCAGCAGAUGAACCAGCAGACUGGACCGCAGGGAAUGAUGGGCAAUUUCAAUCAAAUGACUGCUCAGAGAACAUCUCAGGCUGAGUAUAUUGUACAGCAGAGAGCCCUUCAGGCCAACAGAGGGCAGUACAUGCAGCCGGCUCCCAAUGUUACCAUGAACAACAUGGUGGGCCAGGGAGCGGCUCCACCGUACUCCAGGCAGGGACAGACUGGCGGAAAGCCCACUCAGACGCAGCAGCAGCAAUUCCAGCAGGUUAAUCAGCAGAGAAUCCGUCAGCAGAUGAUGAUGCAGCAGCAAGGAAUGGGACAACAGCCUAAUCCACAAGCAAUGGGUCAGGCGCAGACUCAGGGGAUGACGCAGCAGCAGACGCCGGCUCUUGUGGCUCAGCUACAGCGACAAAUGCCCAAUCAGCAAAAUAUGAUGGCACAGCAGUAUCCUCAUCAACCACCGCCGUAUUAGUUGUUUGACCAACAGAAGUGGCCCUGAUUGUGAAGCAGCCGCAGAAAAGUGGGAUAACUUAAGGAAUUUACAGAAUUAUUUUAUAUUUAUUCAAAUUUAUUGUAAUCAAACUAUUAGUAAAAUGUCUCUGCAUUUUA
This is a messenger RNA of Phlebotomus papatasi, 7909 nucleotides long. It is a transcript of the gene kto, whose product is annotated as mediator of RNA polymerase II transcription subunit 12. The transcript is spliced from 5 exons. Bases 402 to 7772 code for a protein of 2456 amino acids. Lineage: Eukaryota; Metazoa; Arthropoda; Insecta; Diptera; Psychodidae. Gene Ontology annotation, cellular component: mediator complex. The record is from RefSeq and is a predicted model, not a curated record. Gene Ontology annotation, molecular function: transcription coactivator activity. Gene Ontology annotation, biological process: regulation of transcription by RNA polymerase II.